AUGUCUCUUUUUGGUACUUCUGCCACUCCUGCUUCGGGGACCAGCCUCUUUGGUGCUGUUAACAGCAAUCCAGGCGCUACCACAAAUCCACCUGCUGGAGGGAGCAUUUUUGGGGGCUUCGGAGCUCAGAGCACGAAUAAUAACGCGAACCCGCAGCAAUCUACACCAUCUUUAUUCGGAAGCUCAACCAACACCAAUAGCGUCGCCCAACAGCCAUCGGGAAACCCAUUAUUUGGUGGUUCCAAUACAAACACAGGAACUGGAUCAAGUAUCUUUGGGAACAAUGCUGCGGGGAAUAGUUUGUUUGGGAAGCCAGCUACAACGACCAAUACUGGAUCCAGCAUAUUUGGUGGUCAAACUAAUGCCCCCGCUGCAACUGGUGGAAAUUCUCUGUUUGGGCCUGGUACUGCCCAACCUGCCCAACCCGCUGGCUCCAGCGGGAGUAGCUUCUUUGCUACACCGCCUGGAGGUCAACAGCAACAAAACCCAAAUCAACCGAAACCUGGGCUGUUUGGCAACACUAACACUAACACUAACCCUCUGUUUGGCGGUGCCUCCACUACAAAUACCAAUACGAGUGGCUCGAUAUUUGGAAGUGGUUCCACCUCCAAUCCCCUCUUCGGAGGAUCUUCGACAGGACAACAAUCCGGGACUGGAACGGGAUCUCUAUUUGGGAGCGCAAAUGCUGCUCCCGUAAAUGCUACCUCAGGUAGCAUGUUAGGCGGAAACAGUACAUUAGGUGUAAGUACCCUAGGCGCCAGUGCUCUAGGCAAACCGUUGGGUGGGUUGGUCUCAAGUACCGUGGGUUCGCAUAAUCAAAGUGCGGAUGCUCAGGUUCAAUUUGCUCGAUUGCAAGAGAAGAUCGAAGGAAUUGUCGGAGCUUGGGAUGCGCGCAAUCCUGCGACCUGCAGAUUCCAGCAUUACUUUUACAACAUAGUCGAGCCAUCGCAAGUCAAUCUUUAUGGACGCCCUCCAAACGCCGUCAAUGAAGCUCUUUGGCAGAAAGCUGUUCGUGAAAAUCCUGAUCCUUCCUGUUUAGUACCUGUUCUCGCAAUCGGAUUCGACGAUCUCCGAGGACGAGUCGAUGCCCAAGUUUCACAAUCUGCCGCUCAUAAGGAGAAACUCCUCGAGCUUCAACAAAAGCUACGCACACUAUCGACAAAUCAUUCAACAUUAACUGUACCCAGAUUGCAGCGCUAUUCUGCUCUCCAAACACAAAUGACGCACCGUCUGCUAAGGCUAGUCCAACAUCUACACCUGCUGAUUCCCAGUGUACGGAGUUCUGCAAUCAACGAAAAUGAAGAAGCGCUGAGGGGCGUGCUCGAAGAGGUUGUUGCGGACGUUGGUGUUGGGGCAUCUAACGCAGGCUUACGCUCAAAUGGUGAGGGGUUUGGGAAAGGUCGGCUAAAGAGCAAGUUGGGGGAACUGUGGGCUGUUGUCGGAGCGCUCAAGGCCAGAGAACAAAGCUUAAAUGCGACUUUUGGAGGAAGUAGUGAAUGGAGGGUUGUUGACGAAGAAGGACUGGCUAGAAUUGCGCAGAUACUUGCGGAACAGCAAGCUGGUCUAGCACAUCUCACAAAAAUACUACACAAGGAUCUCAAAGACCUUGCCAUCAUUAUGGGUACCGCGGAGGGUGCUGGAGAAGAUAUCGGUCCUGAUGAUGUGCUUGGAUCGUCUUUUGGCAGUCGUGACAACUCCAUGCAAAGUAGUACUUUGCGAAUGAGCGCCUUUCGAUGA
This is a messenger RNA of Lentinula edodes (shiitake mushroom), 1737 nucleotides long. RefSeq names its product nucleoporin complex subunit 54-domain-containing protein. Gene Ontology annotation, cellular component: nuclear pore; nuclear pore central transport channel. Gene Ontology annotation, molecular function: structural constituent of nuclear pore. NCBI's taxonomy places the organism in Eukaryota, Fungi, Basidiomycota, Agaricomycetes, Agaricales, Omphalotaceae. The record is from RefSeq and is a predicted model, not a curated record. Bases 1 to 1737 code for a protein of 578 amino acids. The transcript has 5 exons. Gene Ontology annotation, biological process: NLS-bearing protein import into nucleus; protein localization to nuclear inner membrane; nuclear pore organization.